CUGUUUUGUUUUUCCCCUCUGCAGCGCUCCAAGCACAGCAAAGUCCAUCUCCAUCCCUGGACGGGAACACACCCUGCAGCUGGACUGCAAAGGGGAGGGGACGGCCGAGGGAACCGGGCCAGCUGGAGGGGUUUCUCUGGGCCGGGCCUCCAAGCCUCGGCCUUCCAUCAUCAGCUCGGGCCUGCUGGACGAGUCCGAGCCGAACCAGAACCAGUCCGGUGCGGCAGAAAUCUUCCAGUCCGGCCAUUCUCGUAACUCCAGCUACGCCAGCCAGCAGAGCAAAAUCUCAGGCUACAGCACCGAGCACUCCUGCUCCUCCAGCCUGUCGGACCUCACGCAUCGCAGGAACACCUCGACAGGAAGCAGCGCCUCCGGAGGCCUCUGCUUCACCGCCGACCAGCCACCAGAGGGCGACAAGGACGCUGGACGUCCGGAGAGACCCCCCCGCCCCCCGCGGCCCGUUCUGCCCCCAAGCCGACCCCUGAGGAGGAAGCAGGACUCGGUGGAGAGUCACCCCACCUGGGUCAACGACACCCGCAUCGAUGCCGACGACAUCGUGGAGAAAAUCGUCCAGAGUCAAAACUUUGCAGAUAUCAACCACACCGAAGACAGCAACCUGCGCCUGUUUGUCAGCAGAGACGGAACCACGGCGCUCAGCGGCAUCCGACUGGGAAACAGGGUUUCUGCCGGCGGCUACGAGCCGGUGGUGAUCGAGAGCCACUAACCGGCCGCCUGCUGUCUCACUGGUUUUACUGGAGCUUCAGCUGGUCUGACGCCAUGAGAGGAAAGCCUAUGUCCGUUUGCACUUUAUGUCCAGUUCGUUGCAGCGUUGGCCUGCGCUCUGUUAAAGCUGUAUCUUUGUGAUGUUGAAGGGAAUGCACAAAAUGCUCCUCAUUGUGUGUGAAUAUGUUGCAAGGAUUUCCAAUGAAGACGUUCAGAGGUUUCAGACAUCAUUUUGUCUGCAGCUUGUUGUUAAAACUGAAAGACGGUAAAUAAGAUCAGAAAAGGUCAAGAGAGGAACAAUCGACUGUUUAACAGAAUAGGAAAAAACAGCCACCAAAACAUUUUAUUUACCUGUCGACAACUUUCUCUAAUUUUUUGUGUUUAAUAAAUCAGGAGUGCAGCUCUGUGACCCGAUCAGGGAAAACAUCA
Messenger RNA from Poecilia latipinna (sailfin molly), 1152 nucleotides. RefSeq names its product protein FAM102A-like. The annotation marks the transcript as partial. The record is from RefSeq and is a predicted model, not a curated record. The transcript is spliced from 6 exons. Lineage: Eukaryota; Metazoa; Chordata; Actinopteri; Cyprinodontiformes; Poeciliidae.